Messenger RNA from Sphaeramia orbicularis (orbiculate cardinalfish), 3362 nucleotides. RefSeq names its product alpha-methylacyl-CoA racemase (gene amacr). The record is from RefSeq and is a predicted model, not a curated record. Gene Ontology annotation, cellular component: mitochondrion. Gene Ontology annotation, molecular function: alpha-methylacyl-CoA racemase activity. The transcript has 7 exons. The coding region runs from base 239 to 1381 and encodes 380 amino acids. Lineage: Eukaryota; Metazoa; Chordata; Actinopteri; Kurtiformes; Apogonidae. Gene Ontology annotation, biological process: bile acid metabolic process.
AAAUGUUAUCUGCUGCAGAGGUGAAGUUGAGUGGAGGUUUUACUAUUUUAAUGUUAAACAAACACACUCGACACGUUUGACGGAAUCAGCGCUGGAUAUUAACGCUGACUAAGAAAUAGUUAAUAAUAAAAGAAGUAGAAGGUCCUGUUCCAGGUCUGGUUAACUCUGUCUGAACCUGAGGCAGUCAGUCCUGCACGAAUCCACAAAGGAAGCAACUGUUGGACAAAGUCUCUCCACGAUGGCACUGGCUGGAGUAAGAGUCAUCGAACUUGCAGGCCUGGCACCAGCACCCUUUUGUGGAAUGAUUUUGGCGGACUUUGGGGCCCAGGUGAUCCGUGUUGACAGGACGAGGCCUACCAUGGCGCUGGACACACAGGGCCGAGGGAAACGAUCCGUGGCCAUUAACCUGAAGACCGCUGAGGGUAUAAUGCUGCUGAGGAAGCUGUGUCUGCAGUCUGAUGUGGUCCUGGAGCCCUAUCGUAAAGGUGUGAUGGAGAAGCUGGGCCUUGGUCCACAGGAGUUGCUAAAGGAAAAUCCUCGCCUGAUCUAUGCUCGGUUAACGGGGUAUGGGCAGAGUGGAUCCUAUGCUCUGGCAGCUGGACAUGACAUAAACUACCUGGCUAUGUCAGGUCUUUUAUCCCGUUUGGGUCGUAGCGGAGAGAAGCCUUACGCUCCACUGAACCUCUUGGCCGACUUUGGAGGUGGUGGUCUUACCUGUGCCCUUGGGAUAUUGCUGGCACUGCUGGAGAGGACGAAGUCAGGGAAAGGACAGGUUGUUGACGCGAGCAUGGUUGAAGGAGCUGCAUAUUUGGGCUCAUUCAUAUGGAAAUCUUCUCGCAUCGGUAUGUGGAACCGUCCUCGAGGAGAGAAUAUGCUGGACAGUGGAGCGCCGUUCUAUGACACAUACCAGACAUCAGAUGGGAAGUACGUGGCUGUGGGCGCCAUAGAGCCACAGUUCUACAGCAAGCUGCUUCAAGGUUUAGAGCUGGACUCUGGAGACUUACCCCCGCAGAUGAGCUUUAAUGAUUGGCCGCAACUGAGGCGAGUCUUCGCAGAGCGCUUCGCCUCAAAAACACAGGCGGACUGGACGAGGAUUUUUGACGGCACUGAUGCCUGCGUUACGCCCGUGCUAUCUUUUGAUGACGUGAGUUCGCAUCCACACAACCAGCAAAGAGGUUCAUUCAUCAAAGACUCAGACGGGGAGGAGAGUCCCAGGCCAGCUCCGGCUCUCUCUCGGACCCCCGCUGAGCCCUGCCUCGCUUCCGAUCCUUGUAUCGGAGAACACACGGUUGAGAUCCUGAAGGAAUACGGCUUUACAUCAGAGCAGAUAGAGCAGCUACUGGCAGCGGGGACUGUGGAGUGUAAUGCAGCAAAGUUGUAAUGAACCGCUUGUCCAACACUUGUGGAAAUCUACACUCGGAACAAUUAGUGUUAAAAUGCGUUGAAGUCGAUGUGCAACACACGGAGAAUCUUGAGUGCAAUUAUGAAACACCUUGGAUUUAAUGAUUAUGAGUAAUUGAGGACUUGCUAUUCAAGUCCUUUUUGUCAGAUAUUCACAGGGGAGUUUUAAUAAACAUGGGCAGGCAGAGAGAGACAGAAAAAUACCGUCUUCUGUUCAAAAAUGGGAAACAUGAAGUAGUCUGAGCCCGUUGUUUUCAUCGCAUAAUGCCCGAUGACCCCGAUGCAGACCGGUUCUCACUGUCAGAACCAUGUGAAGAGCCCGUCAUGUGUUUCCUGAUGCUUUCAGCCGCAUGUGUUUACCCUUUAUAGUUCACUCAUAGAAAAACUCUGAAAUUCAAAAUGUCACCCAUAGUUUGUUAUUGGAGGACAUAACAAGACUUUAUUACUUUUGUCAAAUAUUUCAAAUUUUUUUAUUGUCAUGUAGAAAAUCAAGGCCAAUAAAGUUACUGUAUUUGGUUUCUUGUGUUUAAGUGGCAAAAUAAUAAUAAUAAUAAUAAUUAUAAUCCACUGUAUCCACUGUAAUGCAUUCUUUUAUCCAACACUUUUCAGUUUCUAUAAACCAAGAAAUGUCUCAUAAUUACUUGAAAAGUGACUCUGAAACUAAAUAAAACCCCAACAAACUAAUCAGUUCCUCUAAUAAAUAAAUUCUGUAUAAUAAUAGUAAUAAUAAUAAUAAUAAUAAUAAUAAUAAUAAUAAUGAUAAUAAUAAUAAUAAUAAUAAUAAUAAUAAAACCAAGAAAUGUCUCAUAAUUACUUGAAAAGUUACUCUCAAACUAAAUAAAACCCCAACAAACUAAUCAGUUCCUCAAAUAAAUAAAUUCUGUACAAUAAUAAUAAUAAUAAUAAUAAUAAUAAUAAUAAAAAUAAUAUUAAAUCCAAGAAAUAUAUACAUAUAGGGUUAAGCAUUUACCAAUUUUACUAGAUCUUGUUUUCCACAAUGCACAUGCAGGAGAAUAACAUAUUGGUAAAUUUCAUAAGAAUUGUAAGAAUGCCCCCCCCCCAAAAAAAACAAAACAAAACAAAACCAAAAUGUACACAUACAUAGGUGGUUCCACAUAUCACCAAAACCUAAUAUCUGUCAGGGAGAGGAGAAUUUCAGGUAUAGUGGAGAGACAGUGCUGUGCUAUUUAAGGUCUGCUGUGGUUCUUUGUUGGUGUUAAUAGGGCACUCAGAUGGAACUCCUGACAUCUGGAGGUAUUUCUAAGAGCCUCACUCUCCAUCUUCAUCUGGACUCCAUUCACUCUAAAUCCCAUCAUUCUGGGCAAAAUCAGGAAAAAACAUAGAACUCAAAGUGUCACUGUGUCUCAUCUUGUCUACUUCUGUUAUUACACUUAAUGCAGGUUAUUAAAUACAUAUUUCGAAGCACUUGAACACAUCUUCAGUGAAGCACCUGGGGUCAUAGGGGGUUUCAGGUCUUUCAACCUCAUCUCCCCUCACUCAGGCGACCCGACUGGGAGUGUGUCCAAGUGGCAUUAGCCCAGUCCUUGUCCCUCCUAAUCCACAGUCAUCAUGAGGCUCUACUGAUGGCUUUCCUUUUCCUCACUCCACUGAUGCCAAGGAGGCUGCAGACCUUGCAAAUCGAUCUUCCUGCAAAGCCUCUGCCCCCCACGUCCAUGGGCAAACACCGAGUACACCACCCCCAUCUGCGACAGUCCUCUGCCAGCUCUGCACUUUCCCCUUCGUCCUUUCACUGGCCUCCUCCGUCUUCUGCUCCCAGGACACCGUAAGCUCAAGCAUGACCACCUGCUUUGGUUUGUCGGAGAACACCACCAUGUCUGGUCCGAGGCAAGGUUCUAAUAGUUUUGGAUUUUUCAUUCUAGUUUAGUUUUAUUUAGUUUUGACUUUUUUUCUCUAAUUCAGUUAGUUUUAAUUCGUUUUUAGAGCAGGUUUGAUAGUUUUUA